ACAUGCAAAUUAAUAUCCCAGAACACACACAGAUUCUUCCACACUUGUAAAAGGCAGCGGGAAGCGUAUUCCUCGUGAGUACUGCUGUCCCAGCAAACUCAAUAUACGCUAUUAUUACCUAUGCACCCCCCGCAUAUAUAUACGCACAGAGAGAGGGAGAAAAUAUUAUUAUUUUUUUGUGUGUGUGUUUUAGGAAGAGAGAGCCGAGAAAAUGAUGUGGGAAACUGGAGGAUCACCAGCAUCGUCUUCAGCAGCUGGUAUAGGAGGUGAUGGAGGCGGCGGCGGUGGUGCAGGGAGGAGGAAACCAUCCUGGAGAGAAAGGGAGAAUAACAGGAGGAGAGAGAGGUGGAGGAGAGCAAUAGCAGCCAAGAUUUAUGCAGGUUUAAGGGCACAAGGGAAUUACAAUCUGCCAAAACACUGUGAUAACAAUGAAGUCUUGAAAGCUCUUUGUGUCGAGGCUGGUUGGAUCGUGGAGCCUGAUGGCACCACUUAUCGUAUGGGAUGCAAACCACGUCCAAUGGAAAUGGGGGGCACUUCAACCAACAUCACUCCUAGUUCAUCCCGAAACCCGAGUCCACCAUCUUCAUAUUUUGCGAGUCCCAUUCCAUCAUAUCAACCUAGUCCGUCAUCCUCUUCAAUCCCAAGCCCAUCCCGGCAAGAUGCUAACUCAUCAUCGCACCCAUUCGCUUUCCUCCUCAACUCUCUCCCUUCAUCUCUCCCCCCUCUCCGAAUAUCAAACAGUGCCCCGGUAACACCCCCACUUUCUUCACCAACUAGGCUUCCUAAGCAAACUUUCACUUUGGAGUCUCUUGCCAAAGAAUCCAUGUCUGCCUUGAAUAUCCCUUUCUUUGCAGCUUCUGCCCCGGCAAGUCCUACUCGUGCUCAGCGUUUUACGCCAGCCACUAUACCUGAAUGUGAUGAGUCAGACACCUCUACUAUUGAUUCUUGUCAAUGGAUGAACUUCCAAGUCUGUGCAAAUGCAGCCAACAUGGUUCCAUCUUCUCCAACAUUUAAUCUCGUGAAACCCAUUGCAAACCAUGAUGGACCUUCCCAAGAUGUAGUGAUGUCAGAGAAGGGGAAAGGUAUAGAAUUCGACUUCGAGAAUGUGGCUGUGAAGCCAUGGGAAGGCGAGAGGAUUCAUGAGGUGGGAAUGGAUGAUCUUGAGCUUACGCUUGGAAGUGGGAACACCCGGGUGUAAGCGAUUAACGAAAAUAAGUGAAUUGUGCCAAAACGUUGACGAAAUCAAGAUUCUCUAAUGGCAAUCUGUGUUGCUCAAUGCAAAAGCACCGGCAUUACUGUCAAAUGUAAAGCCGCGCAAGGUAAAAGAAUUUGGACAUUGGACAAAGAUGGAGUUGAACCAAUUUCGUUUUUUAGGAUGGAUGGUUUUUCAGUUGGUUCUUUUAAUCCUUUAUUAUGUUUUACUGUUAUGAGGAUUAUUGUCUUCCGCUUUAAAUUAUUAGGAAAUAUCUUUUACAAGCAUUACUUGUAGAUAGUUGUCUUCUUCCUCAGUGUGAGCAAGAAUUGUCUUUUUUUCAUUGUAGGCUAGUGCGAAUUUAUCCAAAGUUAAAACUCUUUGUGGAUUUGGCUUUAUUUAUAGAUGCAUUUCAGUAUUUUUUUAA
This is a messenger RNA of Olea europaea var. sylvestris, 1619 nucleotides long. Its product is annotated as protein BRASSINAZOLE-RESISTANT 1-like. Lineage: Eukaryota; Viridiplantae; Streptophyta; Magnoliopsida; Lamiales; Oleaceae. Gene Ontology annotation, molecular function: DNA-binding transcription factor activity. The transcript is spliced from 2 exons. Bases 212 to 1198 code for a protein of 328 amino acids. The record is from RefSeq and is a predicted model, not a curated record. Gene Ontology annotation, biological process: brassinosteroid mediated signaling pathway; DNA-templated transcription.